GGGGCCCCUCAGCCGGAGCCGCCAUGUCCGUGGCGUUCGUCCCCGAGCGGCUGCGCGGCAAGGCGGAGGUGAACCAGGACACGCUGCAGAGGCUGCUGGAGGAGAACGACCAGCUGAUCCGGUGCAUCGUGGAGUACCAGAGCAAGGGCCGGGCCGCCGACUGCGUGCAGUACCAGCAUAUCCUGCACAGAAACCUCAUUUAUUUAGCUACAAUUGCUGAUGCCACUCCGCCCAGCACACAGAAGCCUGUAGACUGACUGCAAUACCUGGACAUGAGCAGUGCUGCUUUCAGAGGCUGUAGAAAUAAGAGUCCCUCUUAGAGAGCCAAGAAAGUGUGUGUUUGAAAAAAAAACAGGUAAAAAGUGAUCUGUACUUCUGUGUUUAAAAUGUGAAGUAGUUUUCAGUGCAGUAUUAGGCCAGCUUUUCCCCCGUUACUGUAACUAACAGAGCUUAAGAAUGAUCACAUUCCCUUUUCCCUCUGAAAAACUCAAUUCGGUGUACUUCUGGGAAUAGCCUGGUUGUCAGGACAGCACUAUGGGAAGCAGAGCCCAUUUCAUGAGUAAGGCUCUAUAAUAACGAAUGUUAUGCUAGGUGACUCAUACCUCCAACAUGACAAAGUCAGGCAUGUGUUCCAUAUAUAAAAGCAGUAGACUCUUUUGUAUCCUGUAUCAGAACAACUGUGCUAAAUAAACUAAAGAUGUUCUUUGUCAA
Molecule: messenger RNA, 711 nt
Organism: Pseudopodoces humilis (Tibetan ground-tit)
Lineage: Eukaryota; Metazoa; Chordata; Aves; Passeriformes; Paridae
Gene: SS18L2
Product: SS18 like 2
Source: RefSeq, a predicted model, not a curated record